Messenger RNA from Aedes aegypti (yellow fever mosquito), 1972 nucleotides. Its product is annotated as synaptic vesicular amine transporter. Bases 292 to 1779 code for a protein of 495 amino acids. The transcript has 3 exons. Gene Ontology annotation, cellular component: synaptic vesicle membrane; terminal bouton. Gene Ontology annotation, molecular function: serotonin:sodium:chloride symporter activity. Gene Ontology annotation, biological process: transmembrane transport; aminergic neurotransmitter loading into synaptic vesicle. The record is from RefSeq and is a predicted model, not a curated record. NCBI's taxonomy places the organism in Eukaryota, Metazoa, Arthropoda, Insecta, Diptera, Culicidae.
GAUUGCACCCGGAGGCAGACGUCUGCUUAGGUCCUUUGUUGCGCGACGGCGGCAGUCAGGAAAAUCGGUUUCACGAUAGUGGGGUCAGGAUAAGGCGCCAAGUUGUAAUUUGAUUGAUUGGUCAUUCGUUUGCAUUCGAGUUGCCCAAAUUUUAUCGACGGAUAACGAGUGAUAGUGCUACGUGUGAACAAAUAUCAAGUGCUAGGGAAAUGAUUGACAAUUUUGUGUAUUAGUUCGGUCGGCUUUGUUUGUGGUGAAAUUUUCGGAAAAUCACAACCUGAUUGUUACAAUAUGUUUUCCUUUAUCAGCCAAGAUCGGAGGCACAGCCGUGCUUUUAUCGCGUUCAUCGUUUACAUAACGCUGUUUUUGGAUAAUAUGCUACUAACUGUUAUAGUGCCAAUCCUUCCGGACUACUUGGGCCACUUUUACUCGCAGUCGAAUGCAUCGUUUAGCAUCCCAAAAAGCGUGCUCUACAAGAACUUUGACCUGCACUACGUACCAAAACUUAUCGGAGCCACCACGGGCAACGUUUUGCUCAAGAAUUUCACCGGAUCGGUCGAUCAACAAAGAUCACUGGACUCGGAAAAUGGAUCCAUCGGAAUCCUGCUUGCAGUGAAGGCGUUGGUGCAACUGGUUUUUAAUCCUAUCGUCGGAAACGUUUCCUCCAAGCUUGGCUACAGUAUACCGAUUGCUUUUGGAACGCUGAGUCUGUUUCUGGCGUCGGUUAUUUUCGCCCUCGGAAAUUCCUACGCAUCGUUAUUUGUGGCACGAGCGAUUCACGGAGUCGGAUCGGCAUGUGUCUGCGUUUGCGGGAUGAGUUUGGUGGCGCAGUUGUACACGGAGCCGGACAAGCGAUCCAAAAUCAUGGGAACGAUUCUAGGAAGCAUCGCGGUUGGAGUUUUGAUAGGCUAUCCUUUCGGAGGAAUAGCUUAUGACAUCGUUGGAAAAGCCGCCCCGUUUCACAUUCUUACGGUUUUGUGUUUGAUGAUACUGGUGGUACAAUUGCUGUGUCUGGAUUUCUCCUGCCGUCAACAGACGUCUUCCAUCGUCGUAGACGAAGGUCAUUCGAAGUGGAUCCCUCUGCUAACGGAUCGACUAAUUCUUGUAGUCAUCGGAGCAAUUUGGAUUUCAACUUCGGCCAUGUCUAUUCUAGAACCGUGCUUGCCAUUGUGGAUGAUAAGUGUCUUGCAUCCGAAAAAGUGGCAACUCGGAACGGUGUUCAUUCCGGAUUCCGUCGGAUACUGGAUCGGAACAAAUUUCUUCGGAAGCGUUGCAUACAAGUUCGGCCAGAUAAAGAUUGCAAUACUGUCACUCACCGUGGUGGGAGUUUCCUGCAUUGUGAUUCCUUCUGCUACGACUGUUCUUGGGCUGCUACUGCCGCAUUUCAGUUUAGGAUUGGGGAUCGGUGUAUUGGACGCAGCUCUAGUGCCUCUCCUGGCAACGAUUGUCGAUAGCCAAUGUGGAAGUGACAACGAAAGUGACAUCUGUGAAUCUUCACCAAACUAUGGAGCAGUGUACGCCAUUCAGCAAAUAGCAGUGAGUCUCGCUUAUUCCCUGGCGCCCAUUCUAGGAGGGGAAUUGGUUCCGUGGAUUGGAUUCCCCUGGCUAAUGCGCGUCAUGGGACUGCUUAAUCUCGUCUAUGGCCCUCUACUGGUGUACUCCGGCAUCCGUGAAAGUGUCCAUUGUAUGCUGCAGAAACGAGCAGAUUUGCCACUGGCAUCGGUUGAAUUUGCCCAUACGGAAGGAAGCUACAAGCGAUUCUACAACGCGGUAGAUUAACCCAACAGAAAUCAAUGAGGUGUGAACGAAUUUGAUGGAGUUUCUUAUCUCGACGAAACCAUUCGUGACUAGGCGUCGUGGAGCGUAAAGACUUACUCUUUCAUUCCAUUACGUUACUGGAUGUUGUGGCGGAAGGAAACUGGCGAAUGAAACCAAGGAAUGUGUAAUAAAGAAAUGUUCCAGUGAAAAUAAA